AUGGACUUGUCGUGUGAAUCAAUAAGGCACCCUGAGGGGAACAGACCAUCGAGUACUAAGUUUGUGGAGCUCCAUGUGUUGUGUGUGCCGGAUGAAAAGUGGGAUGUGAAGCUGAACAAAGUACCGGCUGAAGCCAUAGAAAGCUUCGUGUCUGCAGGCUUUAUCAGGGCUCAUCCAGACGUCACUCUGCAGACUUUGAGGAGAGAUCUUGGAGUUCUGCUGGGAUCCGGGAGGGGCAAUGGAAAAUUCUCCUUCCUGAAAUGUGUUGGCCGGAGUUUGGCACUGGUCAAAGACAGACAGGAGAGAGAUUUGAAGGUGAAAACCUUUGCUCCACCUUACGCCUCCCAGCCGGAGCUGUACCUGCUGCCAGCAGCGGAGAAAAACGGCAGCAUCUGUUUCCGGUCUUUCACCCCAGAAACCGGCAGCACCUCCCCGGAGCCGCAGACACACCUCCUCCCUAAGACGGGCAGUCUGCCAACUGGGACAAAGGGGCCACUUAAGUUCCCCCUCAUCCCCCAGUGUUCCCACCAGUCACCUUCCACCCCUGGACCCGAGGAGGAGGAGGAGGAGGAGGAUGAAGAAGAGGAGGAGGAGGACAGUUGCAGCUCUACAGGCAGAGAUGGAGAGAAUGAGGAGGAGCGUCUCUCAGCCCUCAAACAGGAAUGGGCUGUGAAGGAGUCCUGUCCGAGGAGGUCCAAGAAUCAGCGGAUCAUCCAGUGUGGUUCACAGGUCAAAGGAGAGGACCUCAUCGAAGAAAUCAAGCUUGUAAGGGAGGAGAGAAAGCAGCUUGAAUUGACCCGGCAAGAACUGCUGAGAAAGGGUAAAGAUCUUUUGGCCCAGAACAGACACCGUAGGAAUCAAGCACGUGAUAGUUGGAAAAAGAAAUAUUUUGAGACCAAGAAGGCCACAGCUCCUCUGGAAGACAUGCUGAGGAACCUGCGUCAGGAACUGGAGAUGUUUUAUGACAAACUGCUUCACCAGUUACAGGCCAGAGACAAGCCGAGACACCAGGGGAGAUCUUCCACAAAGGUUAGACUGAAGAAUGAGCUCAUCAUCCAGAUCAUGACAGAGAGCCAUGAGAUUGACAACCUGCGGAGGAAGGUUGAGGACGCCAAGAUGAAACUUGUCACAGAAAUAAAGCUCAGGAAACAGGCUGCUAUGGAGCUGAGGGCCCUGAAGGCUGAGCUGGCCCAGAAGAAGAGCCAAUCGUCUCUUUGUGGACUGCUGGUCUCGCCAGGUUUUGAAGCCAAAACACAGGACAGACCAAACGCUCCAAGUACCAGCAGCUAGUUCAACAUGUUGCAUCUGGCCAAUCACCCCACUCUUCCAAGCCGGCCUGGUCACUGCUCCACCCCCUCUGCCGAUCCGGAGAGGGCUGCAGACUACCACAUGUCUCCUCCGAUACAUGUGGAGUCACCAGCCAUUUCUUUUCACCUGACAGUGAGGGGUUUCCACCAUUGAUGCCCCAACUCAUCUUUUUAUCAAGUAUGGUGAUGUGCACCUUGAAUGAUGUUCUCUCUACAUUUGUAACGAUUUUGUACCGUUUUGUAUUUUGAUACUGUUUAAAGUUUUCUUCCUCACUUUUUGUUACGAAUGUUAAAACUCCUUUGCUGGGGUU
This is a messenger RNA of Lampris incognitus (smalleye Pacific opah), 1618 nucleotides long. It is a transcript of the gene spata1, whose product is annotated as spermatogenesis associated 1. Bases 1 to 1290 code for a protein of 429 amino acids. The transcript has 11 exons. NCBI's taxonomy places the organism in Eukaryota, Metazoa, Chordata, Actinopteri, Lampriformes, Lampridae. The record is from RefSeq and is a predicted model, not a curated record.